CAGAGCAACAAAGUAUUAUUUUUCCUGUUUUCUCUCUUAAGUGAUGACGUCAUGAAGUUGCGACGAACCAUUUGCCAAACAACUCGGGACGAGCAGUCGUGUGCGAGGAUUUCAAGCGAGCAGAUCGCUUUGACUUGAUAAAACAAUCACGUUCAACAUAUUGCAUUGGAUUAUAACCUGAGGGUGCCUCACACAACUGCAAACAGUGAUAUUGACAUGAACUUUCACGACACUAGUGUUUAACUUUAUCUCGAACGAAAGGAGUAAUCGCGUAUUCCGAUUGAACCGUCUAUCAUGGAGUACUGGACGAUAGUCUUAUCAAUAUUAGCCGGCAUACUGGCCAUUUAUUAUUACUCGUUCCGCAAAAAUGCAAAUGUGUUUCAGCAACACGGAAUUCCACAGGCAAAACAAUUUUCCUCCUUGGAAUGGCUUUGGAGAAUUUUCAUCCGUCCAAGAAGCUUCGCCGAAGUUAUUAAAGAUAUAUAUAAAGUGCAUUCCGAUGCUAAGUACAUUGGCGUUUUUAAUUUCUCACAAAUAGUCCUAGUGAUUCGCGAUCUCGAACUGAUUAAAUCUGUUGCAAUCAAAAACUUUGACGCCUUCCAAGAUCAUCUCUUUUUCGGCAAUGAGGCUCAAGAUCCGCUUUUCGGAACAAAUCUACUCGCUCUUCGCGGCGAUAAGUGGCGCGAAAUGAGAGUGCUUUUGAGUCCCGCUUUUACAGUUAGCAAAAUGAAAGCCAUGUUUCCAUUGAUGUCCGAGUGCGCUGUGAAUUUUUCGGAGUACUUGAUAAACGUAUCGUCGGACAAACGCGUUAUGGAAAUGAGAGACAUAUUCACGAGGUACGCUAACGACGUGAUCGCCACAUGCGCCUUUGGUAUUCACGUGGAUUCGAUGAGAGAUCCGGAAAAUAAUUUUUAUGUCUUCGGUAAAAAAGCGGUAGAUUUUGGAGUGAUUAAUAUUAUAAAAAUCAUGCUGCAUCAACAUAUGCCGUCACUCGUAAGUCUGUUGAACAUUAAGUUAAUGGAUGACCGUACUAAAGAAUUCUUUGUAAAUCUCGUAGCUAACACUAUAAGGACCAGAGAUGAGAAAGGUAUUACUCGUCCAGAUAUGAUUCAACUGAUGAUGGACGGUAGAGGUAAAAGGGAACCCGGGAAAGAAUUGACCAUUUUGGACAUGACAUCGCAGGCGUUCAUUUUUUUUCUCGCUGGGUUCGAUACCAGCUCGACGCUGAUAAGUUUCGCGGCGCACGAAAUUGCUGUUAAUCCAGAUGUCCAGGAGAAGCUGCACAAUGAGAUCGAUAAGGUUUUGAAAGACACGAACGGUCAUCCGUCUUACGAGGAGAUCAACGGAAUGAAGUAUCUAAACGCAGUUAUCAACGAGACUCUCAGAAAAUAUCCGGCACAAAUAAUGACGGAUAGAUUAUGCGUGAAAGACUUCGAGCUACCUGCCGCACUGCCGGGCGCAAAGCCGUAUCUUGUGAAAAAAGAUACGAGACUCUGGAUCCCAUUUUACGCGCUUCAACGCGAUCCGAAAUACUUUCCAGAACCGGAUAAAUUUAAACCUGAGAGAUUCCUCGACGCGGGAGAUCAGUGCAAUUUUGACGCUUAUCAUCCAUUUGGAUUAGGCCCGAGAAUGUGUAUCGGCAAUAGAUUCGCAUUGCUGGAGACGAGGAUUUUAUUCUUUCACCUUCUGGCUCGAUGCCAAUUAAAGCCGUGCGAGAAAACUUUGAUAUCUGCAAAGCUACAGAAAGGAGGAUUCCAAAUGCGAAUCGAAGGCGGUUUCUGGUUGAGCGUUGUACCCAGAGAGAACCAAGAGCCUACGAUUACAAAAGCAAACUAGUGUUCAUUCUAGAUUGCAAACUAAUUCAAGGAUACGGUUAAUAACAUUCAAAAUAUGAAAACGUAUACAAA
This is a messenger RNA of Solenopsis invicta (red fire ant), 1907 nucleotides long. RefSeq names its product cytochrome P450 9e2-like. Gene Ontology annotation, molecular function: monooxygenase activity; heme binding; iron ion binding. The transcript has a single exon. Bases 295 to 1836 code for a protein of 513 amino acids. The record is from RefSeq and is a predicted model, not a curated record. Lineage: Eukaryota; Metazoa; Arthropoda; Insecta; Hymenoptera; Formicidae.